UCUAAACGGCACAGUACUCAGGUUGAGAGGUAGAGUGUGGGAUACGAUACCAGCAAAGAAAUGUGUAUGCUCUUAUCCUCCACCACCACUUCUACUUUCCCGACGCCAACUUUCCGCUUAACCCGCGCCUCAGUAGCUUUUCCCGGUGCCACAGUUCCAGUGCGCUCAAGGCCAUGGGCCUCGGCUCUUUCUGUCCACUGCGAUGACCAGCCAUUCGUACCGGAGGUUGAGAAAGCGGUGGACUCGUUGUACUCGGAGUUCCGAGCGGUAGAUAAUUUGGUGGCACGCAACUCGGGGCGCGUGCUUAAGGCUUUUCAGAAUGCUCGUGUUGGAUCUCAUCACUUUGGUGGUAGCACGGGCUAUGGUCAUGAAGAAUCUGGUGGGCGUGAAGCACUGGAUCAAGCCUUUGCCGAAAUUUUUGGUGCUGAGUCUGCCAUUGUUCGAGCACAGUUUUUCUCAGGUACUCAUGCAAUCACCUGUGCUUUGUUUGCUUUCCUAAGGCCUGGAGAUGAGCUUCUGGCAGUUGCUGGAGCUCCUUAUGAUACAUUGGAGGAAGUUAUUGGAAUCAGGGACUCUAAUGGUUUGGGUUCUUUGCGAGAUUUUGGAGUAGAUUACAGAGAAGUGCCACUUUCUGAGGAUGGAGGGCUUGACUGGGCCGCCCUAAAGAUUGCUUUGAAACCUCAAACAAAAUGUGCACUCAUUCAAAGAUCAUGCGGUUAUUCAUGGAGACGUAGCUUGAGUGUAGAAGAAAUUGGCAGGGCUAUAGAGAUAAUCAAGGUGCAGAAUCCUCAUUGUUUGGUCAUGGUGGAUAAUUGCUAUGGUGAAUUUACAGAGAGAAUUGAACCUCCAAUGGUGGGUGCAGAUCUAAUUGCUGGAAGUUUCAUAAAAAAUCCCGGUGGAACUAUAGCACCAUGCGGUGGAUAUGUUGCUGGGAGAAAGAAAUGGGUAGCAGCAGCAGCUGCUCGUCUCUCUGCCCCAGGUCUAGGAAUUGAUUGUGGUUCAACGUCAGGUGAUAUAAUGCGAUUGUUUUUUCAGGGAUUGUUCCUCGCUCCACAAAUGGUUGGUGAAGCAGUAAAGGGAAGCCUUCUUAUUGCUGAAGUCAUGGCUGGUAGAGGAUACCAGGUACAACCAGGUUGCCGAGUCCCCCGGAAUGAUGUAGUGCAGGCAGUAAAACUUGGAAACCGUGAACGCCUGCUUGCCUUUUGUGAAGCUGUGCAAAGAAAUUCUCCGGUUAGCUCUUUUACAAAACCUAUAGCAGGUGCAACUCCUGGCUAUGCAUCUGAGGUGAUAUUUGCUGAUGGCACUUUUAUUGACGGAAGUACGAGUGAACUCUCAUGUGAUGGCCCUCUCAGGGAACCAUUUGCCGUAUUCUGUCAGGGAAACAAGACAUUUGAAGUGAGAUAUCCCUACAAGGAAAAUAAGACACUUGAAGUGGGACAGAUGGAGUAUUUUAAAGUACUCCUUCCGUCCACAAAGGUUGUGUAUUUAUUACUCCCUCCGUCCCAAACGAAAUGUCAUGUUUUCCUUUUUGGGCUGUCCCAAACGAAAUGUCCUAUUUCCUUUUUUGGCAAUACACUCUCUCUCUAUACUUAAUAUUUAAAUAAUUUCCACCAACCCACUUUAUCUACUUUAUACACAUUUCUUAAUCUACGUGCCGAAAAGAAAUAGGACAUUUCGUUUGGGACGGAGGGAGUACUAUUUUCGUCUGUCCACAAAGAUUGUGUGUUUUUUUUUAAAAAACUUCUUUUAUACUUUAAAUCAUAUUCAGACUCAAUAUUUACAAAAUACUCAUCCUUUAUUUUUACAAUGUGAUGGGCCAAGUACUACCCUUUAACAUUAAAAUCACAUCUUUCAACUUCUUUUUACUAAAACAUGUGCCAUCCACUCCACCACGCACUCUUUGUGGACGGAGGAAGUAUUUUUUAUAUUUAAAAUUCAAUUAUUUAUUAAUGUUAUAUAGAUGUUAAAAUUUUUAUGUUGUACAAUAUAUGGGUAGGAACAAUUAUUGCGUGUUCUUUCAAAUAAAUUAUCGUGGAUGUUGUUAGAGUAGGACUGGUAAGUGUUUGAAAUGUUAUCUUAAGAUGAUUUGAGCAAUAUAUCCUCAAGGAGAUCAAUAGAUGCACAACCAUCUUUAUCACCACCAUUUAUUAAAUCUAUAAUACUUACGUUUACUAAAUAUUUUAUUUACAUUAUUUACAUUUACUAAACAUGUGUGUUCAUUUUAUACAAAAAUAUGUUAUUACAUAACUAUUACCUAUAAAAUAUUUACGAGAUUAAAAAUAACUAAUGCAAUAAAUUAUAGUGUUAUGAUUAUGUACAAUUAAUUAGUUGGGAUUA
Molecule: messenger RNA, 2337 nt
Organism: Salvia miltiorrhiza (redroot sage)
Lineage: Eukaryota; Viridiplantae; Streptophyta; Magnoliopsida; Lamiales; Lamiaceae
Exons: 12
Coding region: 61-1593 (510 amino acids)
Source: RefSeq, a predicted model, not a curated record